AUGGUAGGAGCCGUAUGUGACGCGGGGGUGGUGGACACCCUGGAGGCACGGUUGGAGAACGCGAGGAGGAAGCAUGAGGCCAACGAGUAUGGCGACUUGCCCUGGGCGGUCGUCGAGGCUGGACUCCGCUCCACGUGGGCGACGGAGCACCCGUCUCGACCUGCCUCUCCUCGUCCGGUGAACAACGAAGGCGGCGUCGACGUGGGCGUCCACGCCGGUGGUGGUCAAGUCGGCAGCUGUGCUGCAGGCACGUCGAGGCAAAGAGGUGUGAUACAUGUCGGUGAAGUCGGCGGCGUUCAGGCGCGAGGGAUGCAGACGUCGGCGGCUGCAGGCUCUUCGCAGGGUGACGUCGGAGGCCGACGUAGUGGGCUGUCGCCGAUGACGGCGUCCCAGGUGACGGCAGGUGGGAUUGCGCCGAGCUACGGCUACUUCAAGUUUACGCCGGACAGGAUCUCGGUCACCCCCCCACUGGUCGGUAGACCCGACAUUCUCACCUGGAAGGAAGCCAUCGAGCCCCAGCUGGAGAUGGCCGGGCUGAUCGGCUUCGCCCGAGGGACCGUGGCGACGCCGGGGGAGCACCACUCCGACCUGCGUGCGGAGUUUCGCGCCGUGCAGCUGUUGACCUUUACGGUCAUCUCGCGGUGCUGCUCGCCGGGCGUGCAGAUCGCCUUGAAGUGGUGCCGGGAGUACCUCGACGCCGGCCACCGGGCGUGGCAUUUCAUCGAGUCGACGUACCAGGUGACCGACGACCUGUUCAUCGCCCAGCUGGAGGGACAACUGACACACCUGCGUAUGGGUGACGAGGAAAGUGCGACCGACUACUGCAACCGAGCCAGGCGAAUUCUCGCCACCAUCAAGAUGGCCGGCGCGCAGUACUCCACGGCGUCGUACAUCACCCAUGUCAUGCAGGGACUUUCUAGCAGCUACAACCUGCUGAAGCGGCUGUCUAUGGCGCCGAGCUCAAGGGCGACGCUCAACGAGGACAACCUCACCUCGUAUAUCCUGCAGGACGAGGCGAUGCAGGAGGCAGAGCGGUCGCAGGAGCUCUUGGCGCAGGCCAACUUCGUCGCCCCGGCGAAGCAAGGAGGCCGACCAGGACAGCGCGGACAGUCUGGUGGCGGUGGGAGCAGUGGCUGGAAGCCGGCCAAGGAGGUCGACAAGAGGAAGUCGACCAAGGACAGCGGUCGUGGAGGAGGAGGUAGACGUCGGGAGUGCUGGCUGUGCGGCGAUCCCGAUCAUCUCUCCUUCGAGUGUCCCAACCGCAGCGACUCCGACGACGACGAUGCUAAGGGAGGCCGUGGGAGGUCUGGCAGCCGUCGUCCUCGUCGUGGAGGCAACCAACCGGGCAAGGAGAAGCAGUCGACCAAGACUCCGACUUCGGCGAAGGACGCCGACUCCGUUGCAGGCGGCAAGGGGCGAGACGACAAGACGGCGUCGUGCUCGCUGGUCGGCGUCGUGGAGCCGACCAUCUCUCUGGCGCCGGAGGCCGGAGAGGACUUCCAGGCGGUGGCGGCGGCUGUGCAGGUGAACCCGGCGGUGGUCCUGCUCGACAGCGGUUGCUCCUACCACCUGAUGGGGACGAAGGAAGCCUUCGUCGACUUGCAGCCGAGCGGCGUCAUCAGGCAUGUGCGCGGCUUCAAUGGGGCGCUGCAGGAUGUCCAGGGCUGCGGCACCAUCGCCCUGCAAGGAGAGGUCGGGAAGGAGGUGCUCAUCCCCGACGUGUUGUACGUCCCGGGUGUGCGAGCCAACCUGCUGUCGGCCGGCCAGCUGAAGGAGCAUGGCGUGAAGCUGAAGGAGGACGGAGACGGCAUGUUGCUCGUCUCGACAGCAGGGGAGGUGCUCGGGCGGGCGACGUACUCUGGACGAGUCCUCUGCACCGACCUGCGUCCCUGCGCGACGAGGUCGACGCCGCCCACGACGGAGGUGGUGGCUCUGCGGGCGAUCGUCUCGAAGACGAAGUCGACGCCGGACCGGAUGCAUGCAAGGCUUGCGCAUGUCGGCAUGGACACCAUACGGAGCUCGGCGAAGAACGAGGUCGCCAUUGGGCUGGACCUCAAGUCGGCGACGGACGCCGACUCUCCAUGUGUCUCGUGCGUCGGUGGGAAACUGGCGCGGCACACCUUCCCCGACCAAGGCUCCGACGCCGACGACGUGCUAGCCGUCGUGCACAUCGACCUGUGCGGGCCGUUUCGCGUGGCUGCCAAGGAUGGCAGCCUGUACUUCUUGCUGUUGAAGGACCGCAAGACCCGCUAUGUGUGGGUGAAGCCGGUCGCCAAGAAGUCCGAUGCGUUGCAGGCGUUCGUACAGUGGCUGGCGGUGGCUGAGCGGCAGACAAAGAAGUCGGUGUUGAUGCUGCGCUCUGACCGGGGAGGGGAGUUCCUCGGGAAGCAAACGGCAUGGCGGAACGGGAGAUGA
Messenger RNA from Closterium sp. NIES-65, 2415 nucleotides. Lineage: Eukaryota; Viridiplantae; Streptophyta; Zygnematophyceae; Desmidiales; Closteriaceae. The record is from the annotation of a GenBank genome assembly.